AUGGCCGUACCCUCUCCUGCACUAUUAUCCAUUGUUGAGCUACACACAUCCCACACUGUGGCCAGUGCCAUCCUCUAUUCUCUUGCAUGUUGCAUGCUGGGGCAGCAGGUUGAGGGUCGCAGAUCCAACAGAUUCAAUAAACUGAUCCGCAUGGCCAGUAAUGGUGUGGGGAUUGAGCUGGACUGGCUUAAGGUGGUGUUAGAGGACUUAGUCCAGAGCUCAGUUCAUCAAGAGUCUGUGAUCAUGGCACAGGUAAUGUUUGCACUCUUCGCACUUUUUCUGGUUUCAGUCUGCACAGGACAGGACUUUUGUGCGGGAAAGUGUCCCCACUACAAAGUACUCGAGACCUACCCGGACUUUGAGGUGCGCUUAUAUGACGCUUCCACCUGGAUUACUACCAAGAUUGACAGCUCCCGGUCCAGUGAUGUCCUCGCUGCAAAUUCACGGCUGAAGGAUUAUGCCAAGAAGCAAACUGAAGCAGGUUUUGAGAUCUCUAGUGACACUUGGCCUGCACUGGUCAAGGUCACAGAUGGUAAAGGUGAUCCUGAAUUUUCCUUGUCCUGGUUUAUUCCUCCUGGUACCACAAAACCUGAAAAUUCUGAUCCCUUGGUCCAACUGGAAAGUAAACCUGAAGCCACCCUGUAUGUAAGGUGA
Messenger RNA from Neolamprologus brichardi, 654 nucleotides. Lineage: Eukaryota; Metazoa; Chordata; Actinopteri; Cichliformes; Cichlidae. The record is from RefSeq and is a predicted model, not a curated record.